CCCGAAAUGGUUGCUAUAAAUAAUUAAAGUGUGAGCCCUCAAUUUUUCAGAAGCACAAACGGAAAUGGGGAAACCACACGUUGUGGUAAUCCCUUAUCCAGCACAAGGCCAUGUUAUUCCUCUCAUGGAACUCUCCCAAAACUUAGCCAAACAAGGCAUCAAAAUCAGCUUUGUUAACACAGUGUUUAAUCACAAGAGGGUCCUGGAUGCAUUCGGCGUGGAUGAAAAUGGCUUACUUCAUCUACUUUCAGUCCCCGAUGGACUGGAAGAUGGGGAAGAUAGGAAUCAGUUAGGGAAGUUAACUGAAAGUUUAUGCCAGGUUAUUCCUACUCAACUCAAGGAGCUCAUUCAUAAGGUUAAUGGAUCAAAUGAUGAUAAGAUUUCAUGUGUUUUAGCUGAUAUUAGCAUGGGGUUGGCUCUUGAUGUUGCGGCGGAGUUGGGGAUUCCUACAGUGGGCUUGUGGCCGGCUGCGGUGCUUCAACUGGCGGUGUUGCUUAGGGUCCCCAAACUUAUUGAUGAUGGACUGAUAGAUGAAAAUGGUAAGACGUACCAAGAUGGCACUCCACUCAUGAAACAUAAGAUGAUUCAGUUGUCACCAAUGACGCCUUCUAUACACCCAAUGAAUUUGAUAUGGCUUAACCUUGAUGACUCUCCUUCAACCCAAAAAAUUAUGUUUGAUUUUCUACUUAGGAACAACAAAGUUGUUGAAACAACAGAUUGGGUACUUUGCAACUCAAGUUUGGAAUUAGAGCUUCAAGGGUUCAACUUAGUUCCCAAAGUCUUACCCAUAGGCCCAUUUUUAGCCACCAAUCGGCUCGGAAACUUGUCGGGGAAUUUUUGGCUCGAGGAUCCAACUUGUUUACAGUGGCUCGAUCAACAGUCACCUGGUUCAGUCAUAUAUGUCGCAUUUGGUAGUUUCACAGUUUUUGACCAAAUCCAGUUUCAAGAGUUAGCUUUGGGGCUUGAAAUCACCGAAAGACCAUUCCUUUGGGUUGUAAGAGAAGAUAUUACAAAAGGAAAACACCAUAACUACCCUAAAGGGUUUAAUGAAAGAGUUGGCAAUCAAUGUAGGAUAGUAAGUUGGGCACCACAAGCAGCAGUUUUGGGUCAUUCUUCCAUUGCAUGCUUUAUAAGUCACUGUGGGUGGAAUUCCACCAUGGAAGGUGUAAGCAAUGGGGUGCCUUUCUUGUGUUGGCCUUACUUUGCUGAUCAGUUCCUGAAUGAAAGCUACAUUUCUGAUAUUUGGAAGAUUGGAUUAAAACUCCAAAAGGAUGAAGGAGGUAUCAUUAGAAAAGAAGAAAUUAAAAGCAAAGUGGAACAAUUGGUUGGUGAUGAAAAUUUCAAAACAAGAGCUAUUGAACUGAAGCAAAUGGUUACCAAAAGUGUAGGUGAUGGUGGAAGUUCUGAUAAGGUAUUCAAGAACUUUGUUCAAUGGUUGAAAUCAUAGAUCACUUCUUUACAUUUCGUUUUCUUGUUGAAGUUGAUUUAUUAGGGUUGUUCUAGUAUGUUAAUUUGAUUUCGUCCCUUCAAUUUAAGUUUCGAUUAAAAUAAUGAAUUUAAAAAUUAAGUCAA
Gossypium raimondii (Peruvian cotton) is the source of this 1572-nucleotide messenger RNA. Its product is annotated as UDP-glycosyltransferase 83A1-like. The coding region runs from base 65 to 1447 and encodes 460 amino acids. Gene Ontology annotation, molecular function: UDP-glycosyltransferase activity. NCBI's taxonomy places the organism in Eukaryota, Viridiplantae, Streptophyta, Magnoliopsida, Malvales, Malvaceae. The record is from RefSeq and is a predicted model, not a curated record. The transcript has 2 exons.